ACGAGUCCCGCAGUCAGCUGAGAAAGGAGGUGCCCCUCCCGGCAGUCCAGCAAAGCGAGCAGAGCCAAGCUGAGAAGAGCGCAGCGGAUCAGGGAGGGCACGGACGCGAAGGCGCUCGGGCAUCAUGGCACCCAUCGGGCUGAAGGCAGUGGUCGGAGAGAAGAUUAUGAAUGAUGUCAUCAAGAAAGUGAAGAAGAAGGGAGAAUGGAAGGUUCUGGUAGUUGACCAGCUGAGUAUGAGAAUGCUGUCAUCAUGCUGCAAGAUGACGGACAUCAUGACGGAAGGGAUUACUAUUGUUGAAGACAUCAAUAAACGGAGAGAGCCACUGCCCAGUCUGGAGGCCGUGUACUUAAUCACUCCUUCUGAAAAGUCAGUACAAACACUGGUUGGUGAUUUUAAGGAUCCCCCCUCUUCAAAGUAUAGGGGAGCACACGUCUUCUUCACAGACUCCUGUCCAGACCCCCUGUUCAAUGAGGUGGUUAAAUCUCGAGCUUCCAAGAUGAUCAAAACCCUAACUGAAAUCAACAUUGCUUUCCUCCCAUAUGAGUCUCAGGUCUAUUCCCUGGACAACUCUGAUGCAUUCCAGAGCUUCUAUAGCCCACAUAAGACUCAGCUAAAGAACCCUGUGAUGGAGCGUCUAGCAGAACAAAUUGCAACUCUCUGUGCCACCUUGAAGGAGUAUCCAGCAGUGCGAUACCGAGGAGAGUACAAAGAUAAUGCCACUCUGGCUCAGUUGGUUCAAGACAAGUUGGACGCCUACAAGGCCGAUGACCCAACCAUGGGAGAAGGACCAGACAAAGCCCGUUCUCAGCUGCUGAUUCUGGACCGUGGCUUUGAUCCAGUGUCACCAGUCCUUCAUGAACUCACCUUCCAGGCCAUGAGCUAUGACCUGCUUCCUAUUGAGAAUGAUGUCUACAAGUAUGAGACAAGUGGUAUGGGGGACUCAAGAAUGAAGGAGGUGCUGUUGGAUGAGGAUGAUGAUCUCUGGAUGGCCCUGCGACACAAGCACAUUGCUGAAGUCUCCCAGGAAGUCACCCGCUCUUUGAAAGAAUUCUCUGCCAGUAAGAGGAUGCAGACAGGAGAGAAGACCACCAUGAGAGAUUUAUCUCAGAUGCUGAAGAAGAUGCCUCAGUACCAGAAGGAGUUGAGUAAGUACUCAACUCAUUUGCACCUGGCUGAAGACUGCAUGAAGCACUACCAAGGUACUGUGGACAAGCUCUGCCGUGUCGAACAGGACCUGGCAAUGGGUACAGAUGCGGAGGGUGAGAAGAUCAAAGAUCCCAUGAGGGCCAUCGUCCCCAUUCUCUUGGAUGCCAAUGUUUCUACUUAUGACAAGAUCCGCAUUAUCCUUCUGUACAUCUUUUUAAAGAAUGGAAUCACAGAGGAGAAUCUGAACAAACUUAUUCAGCAUGCCCAGAUCCCACCAGAGGAUAGUGAGAUUAUCACCAACAUGGCACACUUGGGAGUCCCCAUCAUCACUGAUUCCACACUGCGUCGCCGUAGCAAGCCAGAGCGCAAGGAACGUAUCAGUGAGCAGACAUACCAGCUCUCCAGAUGGACGCCGCUAAUCAAGGACAUCAUGGAGGAUGCAGUUGAAGACAAACUGGACACCAAGCACUACCCCUACAUUUCCACACGGUCCUCUGCCCCAUUUAUCACACACCCUGUCAGCGCUCGGUAUGGACACUGGCACAAGAACAAGACCCCAGGCGAGUAUCGAACUGGCCCAAGGGUGCUGGUCUUCAUUAUUGGAGGUGCGUCUUUCAAUGAGAUGCGCUGCGCCUAUGAGGUGACACAGGCCAAUGGCAAAUGGGAGGCCAUCAUUGGUUCCACCCACAUUCUCACCCCCACCAAAUUUCUAAUGGACCUGCGCCACCCAGACUUCCGAGAGUCUUCUAGGGUUUCAUUUGAAGAUCACGCUCCCCCUGAGGAGUGAGGGGACCUCAGAGGCUGCUGACAAAGAUCCACCCACAUCUUCACACCAACUAAAGUCCUUGAUGCACUCAAGAAGAUGACCAAACCUGAUGAAGAGGUUGCCGGAUAGAUAGUCAGCAGUCUCUCACUCUCUCUCUUUCUCUGACUUCGUUUCGUCUGUCCCAUACACCUCUGAACAUCCCUCUUAUGAAUGACCAAGCCAAAGGCCUGCUGUCCGAUGCCAUCACAGUGACAUCAUGGGUCACUCCCCCCCCCCCCCCCCGUUACAACACGCGAGCCUCGCUGCAAGAGCGAAUUGAUGCUGAACACCGGUGGCUUCUCUUUGUGGGUGGACUCCAUGCCUCUAACUGCUGUAAUUUCCAGAUGUAACAUAGUUCCCUUGGACCCUUCUCCAAUGCCAUAGCACAACAGUUUUAUUAGGUUUCCUGGUUAACUUGAUAGCGUAAUAUAUUUGUGUUUUGGUGGAAUUAGCAGAGCUGUGGGUUUCCGGCAGUGCUUUAAUUAAAACUAAAUCCUAUGGGGAAUCAGCCAGUUGAAAAAUGAAACGAUCGCAAUGCUCUUAGCUUAAAACUAUGAAUGUCUGCCCCUUCCUCUCAUAUAAACAGCCCACGUGAUAAAUGACAUAGUCACCAUUUCACCUCUCUGCUUAAACCUGUUCCCUAGAAGGACUUGGGUUUCUCAUUUUAUGAGUCUCUCCAAAGCUAUUCACCCAAAAACUUUCAGUGUUUAACAAAAUACAGAUUAUCUUACCUGGAUGACCACCAUCUUAGAACCUUAAAUGAUGAAGUGCAACUCCUCCAUGGACAACUGCAGAAUUAAAAAACUGCCUUCCUCACUAUCCCCAAUCAUUCCAGGACCUUAGGAAACUUUAGGCUGAUCUUUGCCAGGCCCAUUUUUCUGCUGACUACCAAGUUGGACUAUUCUCCUAUAAAUACUUAACUAAGCUUGUAGUGUCCCCCGGUCAUUGCUUGCAGGGCCAAUGGUAUUUCAGUAUUGUAUUUAGUCUCUGGCUAGUGUUUUGGCUGCAGCCUCGCACUGGGCUGUCUAAUGUGUGUGUGCGUGCGUGUGUAGCACCAUUUGUCCCGUUCUAGUCUCCUAGUGAUGCCCGCUUUGUGAAGUUGUGCCCCUUCCGAUUGUUUGCAUCCCUUCGGUGUCUGUAAUGUUUCCCCUUGCAUCGUAGUAAACUGAGAGCCCAUUUUGCUUUACUUUGUGGUGCCCAGAAAUCAUCUUCCUGAAUGAAGGCUUUGAGUCCCUACCCCGACCCACUAAUCCAGUCUUGUUAAUACUUUUCCACUUUAUGUUGAGAUUUGCAACCCACCUUUCUUGCCAGCUGUGACACGCACGGAGAGCUUUUGUGAUGCAUUGCUUCUGAACUUUUUUUGUCUUCUUUGUAAGUUUUUGUUUUUUUAAGUUGUAAAGCAGAUCACUGUGUUGACUUAUUGAUUUAUAUAAAAGUUAUUUAUCAAAGGAAAUAAUAAAAGGUAGUCUGUCUUGAACCCA
This is a messenger RNA of Erpetoichthys calabaricus (reedfish), 3435 nucleotides long. It is a transcript of the gene stxbp1a, whose product is annotated as syntaxin binding protein 1a. Gene Ontology annotation, molecular function: syntaxin binding. The record is from RefSeq and is a predicted model, not a curated record. The coding region runs from base 125 to 1936 and encodes 603 amino acids. Gene Ontology annotation, biological process: vesicle-mediated transport; neurotransmitter secretion; intracellular protein transport. Gene Ontology annotation, cellular component: plasma membrane; secretory granule. NCBI's taxonomy places the organism in Eukaryota, Metazoa, Chordata, Cladistia, Polypteriformes, Polypteridae. The transcript is spliced from 20 exons.